CCCCAAAGAUCACCGAGAGGUCGCCAUGGCAACAUUCUCAGCCAUCCUGCUGUCGGUGCUGGCGCUGGUGACGGCUGCCCAAGAGAUUCAGACACUUCAAGAUCUAUCCAACACGCUGCUCCUCAACCAGCUGGCAAUGUCCAACAUGCUGGCUGAACGCGACUCCGGAACCAGAGUAAUAAGAGAGUGGCUGAAUGACCUGCAAUCAAACAUUACCUCCGAAAUAGCGGCUUUGCAGAACGUUGUUAAAGCUAAUGGUGUUCCCCAAGAUGCUGGUAAGGGGGUCGUGGAGUGCAUGGCACCGUUUGUGGACGUGUAUGGUCACUGUAUCUUGGUGGAGACGGCACUGACGGGAACUUGGGAAACAAUGAGACGUCACUGUCAGCAGAAGGGCGGCGAGAUUGUCAAGGUUGACUGUGGCACCUUCAUGUAUUACCUCGUCAGGUACCUUCACACUAACGGUCUGGCUAAGUUGUCUUACUGGGUCGGUGGGAGAGAUGAAGGCCACGAGGGAUCUUUCUUCUGGACUGAUGGUACCCAGGUCAAGAUGGGAACCCCCUUUUGGGGUGACGGCGUUAAUGACAAUAUUCAGGAGCCCGACGGAGGAAUCGAUCAAAACUGCAUGAUGAUGUACAAGGAAGAUCAUUAUUUUUUCUUCGAUUUUUUUUGCAAUGGCAGCCGUGCAGUUAUUUGUGAGAACCUGAAAUUGUCCUAGGAACAAUACCUGCCUUCUGUCUUUGAAGUAUCAGGUGCUUUAUGUUCUUGGAGUAUCACCUGCCUCCAGACCUUGGAGGAGCACUUGCCUCCUGACUUUGGAAAAACUAAAUACUAUUUCUAAUGAACUCCUUGUAACUUACUUUACCCUUUAAAUGUCAACCUAUGUCUUGCUAUUUUCAAACUAUACUCUUUGUUGGCCAAGUUGUAUAAUUGCUGAUUUCUGCCAUGUUCCCCACUCCUCCCUUUUUUCCUUAUUUCAACACAAUUUAUACUUUAAUCUCAGUUAGUAUUAAUCUUUAGUCUAAGGGGUUUUUCUCCCCACACUUUGCCGGAAACGUUGUAUUAGUUACUUUAGGUAUUAUAUGUACUAACUCUAUCUAUAAAUCAAACAUUAUGUUUGUAACUCAUCUUCUAUGUAUGUAUUUUUUCCUGAAUAAACAUUUUGAUUUUGA
Molecule: messenger RNA, 1169 nt
Organism: Procambarus clarkii (red swamp crayfish)
Lineage: Eukaryota; Metazoa; Arthropoda; Malacostraca; Decapoda; Cambaridae
Product: hepatic lectin-like
Source: RefSeq, a predicted model, not a curated record